AUGAGAGCCACACGACUGAGGAGCCACAGAGAGUCACAGAGAGCCACAAAGAGCCACAAAGAGCCACAGGGAGCCACAAAGAGCCACAGGGAGCCACAAAGAGCCACAAAGAGCCACAGGGAGCCACAAAGAGCCACAGGGAGCCACAAAGAGCCACAGAGAGUCACAGAGAGCCACAAAGAGCCACAAAGAGCCACAGGGAGCCACAAAGAGCCACAGAGAGUCACAAAGAGCCACAGAGAGUCACAGAGAGCCACAAAGAGCCACAAAGAGCCACAGGGAGCCACAAAGAGCCACAGAGAGUCACAAAGAGCCACAGAGAGUCACAGAGAGCCACAAAGAGCCACAAAGAGCCACAGAGAGCCACAAAGAGCCACAAAGAGCCACAGGGAGCCACAAAGAGCCACAGAGAGUCACAAAGAGCCACAGAGAGUCACAGAGAGCCACAAAGAGCCACAGGGAGCCACAAAGAGCCACAGGAGCAUAAAUAAAUAA
Molecule: messenger RNA, 495 nt
Organism: Boleophthalmus pectinirostris (great blue-spotted mudskipper)
Lineage: Eukaryota; Metazoa; Chordata; Actinopteri; Gobiiformes; Gobiidae
Product: spore coat protein G-like
Exons: 1
Coding region: 1-495 (164 amino acids)
Source: RefSeq, a predicted model, not a curated record